This is a messenger RNA of Penicillium verhagenii, 1248 nucleotides long. RefSeq lists its product as uncharacterized. The transcript has 3 exons. Lineage: Eukaryota; Fungi; Ascomycota; Eurotiomycetes; Eurotiales; Aspergillaceae. The record is from RefSeq and is a predicted model, not a curated record. The coding region runs from base 1 to 1248 and encodes 415 amino acids.
AUGACUAUCAGUAUCCCCGACGAGUAUGCCGAGCUCAUGAAACCCAUUAACAAGGGCCACUUCCUAUACACCCCUCAGCGAUUCAGUGACCUGCACCCUGGUGCGGUCGGCUUUUUCGAUAAGCAGGGAGGCUGGAAUCUGAUUACCGACCUUUCAGUUCCUGGCCGUCCUGAAAAGGAUGGCUUCAAAGCACCCAGCCAAGUCGUUAACUACGAAAAGCCCACCGAAUCAAUCUGGAGAUCCACAAGUUCGAGCAGCGAAGCCGAGUCUAGCUUUGGGCUCAAGGCUGGAGUUUCUGCUGCUGCCGCUGCCGCUCCCAUCGAUGUCUCUGCUGAGGCGAAGAACAAAUGGGGCCAGACCGGCAACGCAGCUCUCAUCACUGACGACUCCGUCGUGGUGAACGAGUGGCUGAAGGUCCCCUGCAGAGAUGUUAUCACGAAGUGGGUUGAGCAGAACGCCAAAGACCUCGUCAAGGGUGAUUGGGGUAGCUACAUCAAGGAUUAUGGACUGUGGGCCAUCAAGAAGACAUGGUCUACUCAGGAGUGUGCUAUCAAGAUGACCAGCGCCCACAACCGGGAUACCAGCGGUGGAGUAGACCUCUCGGGCACCGGUAUCGGCAAGGUUGGCGCAAGCGGCUCCUCAAUGUCCAAGAGCACCAACGAGGGCUGGAGGACAUACAAGGCUACAGAGGAGGAGAAAGCACUCGUCGUUUCGUACGGCGGAGCCGCAUUCAGACUUCACAAGAUCCAAAUGUUCCACAGCAAGAACCCACUCAAACAAACCGAAAGAGCAGCCACCGACAUCCAGGAGAUUUACAAGCCUAUUUUCGAUGAGAACGGAAACCAGAUUGGCGGAGAGUACUUCCGGCCCGUAUAUGACGAGAACGGAAAGCAAAUUGGAGAGGAGAAGUUCGACAAGGAGGCCGAGGAGAAGGCGAGAGAGGAGGAGCAGAAGAAACUCGAAGAGGAGAACCCAAAUGCUGAGGAUGACUUCUAUGUUGAAUCUGGUGAUGUUAUUGGAGAGGAUGAUGAGGAGGAGGAGCUGGAGAAAGAAGCAGCUCGUGCAAAGGCUGAGGAGGAAGCACAAAGUCGUGGCGACUUCUCCGCCAAAGCCAGAGCCAUCUAUGCAGAUGAAUCUCUGGAUGAAGAACAGAAGAAACAGGCCGUGAAGGACUUGUUUGAGGCAAACACAACAAUUACGACCACUACGUUGACGCCUGUGACGACUGUUACUACGACUUUGAACUGA